UUUGGGUCGUCUCUUUUGGCAACCAGCCCUGCUGCCAUCUCAGCACCUAUACCCCGUACAAAAAUGAAACCCGAAACAAAAUCCAAAAUUCCAGUUCAGAAAAAGCCUGAAGAACUACCAUGGGACCUGGUCGACCGAUGUUUUCUGCCCAUAGUGUUUUCCCAUGCGGCCGCAAUAAUUUUGUCCACGAUUUUAAACAAUCUUUACAUUUCCCAAGUGUCAAUGUUCGCUCUGUUUUUCUGGUUCCUAGUGAUAAGUGUUGGAUCUACGAUAUUUUACCAUAAUUUGAAGGUGACGGCAGCAGGAAAGGCAGUCCUAGUGACAGGUUGCGACUCUCGAAUCGGUUAUGCCAUCGCUAGACAGUUGGAUGACCUGGGGUUCACAGUGAUAGCUGGGUUCCCUGUGAAAGACGAGAAGUCCGCUAAACUCAAAGAGGAAUCGUCUGGAAGACUUCACAUCAUCCAGCUUGACCCUACGUCGGAAUCUCAGAUACUUCAAGCUGUCCUGUAUGUCAAGAACCACAUUCCUCAAGGACUCUGGGCAUUGGUGAACAAUGUUUCAUGGGCAGCUUUUGGUGAGAUUGAGUGGGUUCCAAUUCAUAUAUUUAAAAAAUCUACCGAUGUGAACUUCAUAAGUACCGUCAGAAUCACUCAGCUGUUUCUGCCUCAGAUUAGAAAAACGAAAGGAAGGGUCAUCAAUGUGAUAAGUCUGCUCGGACGAAUCGCAGCACCUGCAAAGUCUCCAUUUUGCUCAGUCAAGUUCGGCUUGGAAGCGUUCAGCGACUGUUUGCGGCUAGAGAUGAGAAGAUGGGGAGUUGACGUGGUGGUUGUCGAACCUGGGGUUGCCAGCACAGCAAGCUGGUUCGAUGACAAAGCUAUUCUAGAGGAAGCUAAAACAAUGUGGAAAGAGAUGUCUGAAGAAGUGAGAUAUGAUUAUGGUGAAGACUACUUCGAAUACAAAGUACGAUCCAUGCCGGAAUACAACGCCCCAACGGAUGUGGAUUUGAGCCCAGUACUGAGAUCCCUCGUAGACGCGGUAAGCCGAACAUUUCCUCUCGCUCGAUACACCCCAGUUACUCAGCAGGAGAAAGUUCAAGCUUUGGUGGCGGACCAUCUUCCUCGAUCCGUGUACGACAUUAUCUACAACUAAGAUUUGUCUGAUAAGUAGUCCUCACAUUGCGCAAUUUUUCAUCGUUUCACAUUUAUUUUUGUACAGAAGAGACGUUUUUUGACCCAGCUUGUGUUGUUGAAUAUAAGUUGUAUACUUUAUUUCUCUCCUGGACCUUAUAAUUUGCAUUUACUUUGUAGAAAAGCUUGUUAUUUGUAAAUUGUAACCUCUGUAGGUUACAAUAAAAUUACAGUUAGAACAAUAAUUUUAUAGUGUAAAUAAAGAGAUUACAAAAUUGUUAAAGAUCUA
Messenger RNA from Macrosteles quadrilineatus (aster leafhopper), 1416 nucleotides. Its product is annotated as D-beta-hydroxybutyrate dehydrogenase, mitochondrial. The transcript has 8 exons. The record is from RefSeq and is a predicted model, not a curated record. Lineage: Eukaryota; Metazoa; Arthropoda; Insecta; Hemiptera; Cicadellidae. Bases 64 to 1149 code for a protein of 361 amino acids.